AUGGAAGAAGCGCUGUCAAAAACAGAAAAUGGUGAAGCUUGGAAAAAUGGGGCUUUACACGCAAUCAUGAAAAUGAUAUUAAAUCCAACAGAGACACAGCGCAACCACAGAUCGUACCUCAAUUCUUGGCAAAGAUACAAGACGUUUGAGGAAGGGCUGAAAAAAGAAAGUGGUAGAAAUGUUGAACUUCUCCUCUCUGGCAGCAUGGCUGAAUGUCUGUUUGCACAGCACUGGGUCUACAAGGAUGGUAGAAGGGAAGCUUUAAAUGAUAUUGACAUUAUGCUUGUGGAUUGUUCGAUGACAAUUGUAGAAAGAAGCGAAUUGGUCCAAUUGGAGUGUUCAGGGGUCGUUGAUAAAGACCAAGACUCUCAGACAGCCGCAGUCAUAAAGAUGAAUUCAUGUUAUUCCACAGCUAAAUGCUGCAGACAAGAACAACUAAAACCCUUGGACACUCCAACGCCUGCUAGCACUCCUCCAUCACAAAAGGGGUAGUUUCGAAAACGAAGCACUCGAAAACGAAGACCGAAGCACGAAGCACCCAAAACUCGAAAACGAAGCACCCAAAUCUCGAAAACGAAGCACCCUAGAUCGAAAACGAAGCACCCUAAAUCUCGAAAACGAAGCACCCUAAACCUUCGAAAACGAAGCACCCAAAACUCGAAAACGAAGCACCCUAGAUCGAAAACGAAGCACCAAAUCUCGAAAACGAAGCACCCUAGAUCGAAAACGAAGACCCCAAAAUCUCGAAAACGAAGCACUCAAAUCUCGAAAACGAAGUACCCAAAACUCGAAACCACUGUAGGCUGUACGUCUUGCAUGACGCAAUCCGAAUCAGGUGGAGGCAGCGGAUGCGUCCGCACCUCCAAAGGUCCACAAAAUCCACCCCAAGGUUUUAUAAGAGCCUGCCAACUGUUUAACUGAACGUUUCUAGAUGGGAUAUAGUGUAUUAAUUUUAUUAUUGGUCUCGCUAUACUUGAUACAUCUUACCUUAAUAUGCGUUUUUUCGGUACACAUGCAUGUUUAUGUAGACUUGAAAAACUGUCCGUCAGCAGAUUUUGGCGUAUUCAAGUACGCGUGAGCAGUAACACAAAAGGUCUGAAACGAGGCUGGAAACGGAGUGUGAGGCUCGCGCGUAUUACUCUUACGCCACGCUUUACCGACUUCUUUACUGAUUUUGAGAAAAAAACCGACUGUUUUGCAGUCUACCAUAUCGGAUAUUUUUGACACUGCGUGAUCAGAUCAGAUCAGAUCCAGGCAGAAUUUUUUCUAGGGUAAUAGCCUGGGAUCAGGCUCUAUGGUGGGGAACAGGAGAAUUUUGAAAUAAAAGGAGCGAAUAAAAAAAGGAGAGUUAAGCUACUGAGAAGGAGGUCGGUGGGGCGAAGCCUGAAGAUAUGCUUUUUAUGCCACCGAUCCACCCUUAACUACACUAAUUUGCAAAUGGCCUUUAACGAGGAAUGGAAUAGAAAACGCUCAUCAUUUUGUACGGGGAUACUUGCAAUACAGUAAUACGGCAAUACAGUAAUAUUCUAGAAAUAGUUUGGGCGUUCUCAGUUUUCUGAUCACGUCCAAAACAUAGCCUCCCACCGGGCCUCCCACGCAGCGGCGGAAAUGCAUUUACAACUUGAGUAGAUUUCAACUGCAUUCGAUUCGUUAUCCAAUACUCGUUAUCGCGCUUGAUUUCUGCUGUAUUUACAUUGAGCUCGUGUUUAUAAAGGACAGACCGGUUUCGAGUUUUUGGGUGCUUCGUUUUCGAGUUUUGGGUGCUUCGUUUUCGAGUUUUGGGUGCUUCGUUUUCGAUCUAGGGUGCUUCGUUUUCGAAUUUUGGGUGCUUCGUUUUCGAGAUUUAGGGUGCUUCCUUUUCGAGAUUUAGGGUGCUUCGUUUUCGAUCUAGGGUGCUUCGUUUUCGAGAUUUGGGUGCUUCGUUUUCGAGUUUUGGGUGCUUCGUGCUUCGGUCUUCGUUUUCGAGUGCUUCGUUUUCGAAACUACCUCACAAAAGGAGCUCUUUCUUGAGCCAACUAAUCACGCUGGCUAUGCUCAACUGUAUGAACUUAGUGUGGAGGGCAAGCCUGUUUUCCUAUCAGUGGAAAGUUUCAAGGGGUUCUGGUCUGGGAUUGUUAACAAAACUGCUUUAUAUUCCCUGGUCACAAGUGGUCCACAGCUUCCAUCAGGCGGGGCUGUUGUGAGUGGCCCUGCCCUAAACAGACGGGAUCGCCCAAACAGAAGGAAUAACUACGCUCAUGAUUAUGUUCCAUGUUUGCAUUGUCCUAAAUGGCCAACAAUGGCAAAUAAAUGGUCUGAAAGGAAAAGAACAGUUGAAUGGCCUGGUGAAAGGUUAAUUUCUGAUAUCAUGAGCGAUGGUUGUCAUGUUGUUCCUGUAUCUCACCACAAUAAUGACAAUAAGUCAUACCAUACUGAGUGGAGGCUAUCUUUUUCUGGUGCAGAGAAAAGGCUUGUGAACUCUUUGUCAAUGGAGCAACGUCAAAGUUACAUUAUUGCAAAGUUAAUUAUGAAACAAGUAAUCAAGGAAAUUCAGGAAAGGCCCUCUCAACCUCCUCUUGACAAAACUCCAUCUUCUUAUCAUUUGAAAACAAUCCUAUUAUGGAAAUGUGAGGAAAAGCUCUUAGAAGAGUGGAACAACCUUCUAAAUUCAGCAGUAGGUUUGCUGAAAACCUUUGAAGAUCAUUUGAGAAAAGGUAACAUCCCAAACUACUUUAUACCUGAGAACAACAUGAUCAGUCACAUAAAACAUUACGAGCUUGUUUCAGUGGCAGAUGGAAUAGCAACAUCCCUGGAUGAUCUUCCCAAAACAUUGCACCAUGUUUUUCUUAGUGCUUAUAAUACUGUACUGGACUAUGAUCAUGAUUACAGUCCAGUGUUAAGACUUGUUGAUUAUCAGUUAAAGCUUUUUUGUCACACUGGCAAGGCAGGAGAUAAAUUCUAUCUCCUCUAUAUCCUGAAUUUAUUGGUGGACUCACUGUCUGCGACAAUUACAGGAAUAUGGGACGAUCUACAACCUCUGAAGGACUACAAGCAUAUUUUAAACAUUUAUUGUAGUCAUUGUAAUGUACAGGCUGGACAUGUAACACUUCCACGACCCCCAGAUUUGAGUGCUGAAGAGUCUAGCAAAACCAUGAUGAUUCUCCUCCAAUAUCUGUACACUUUAUUGCAAGACAAUCACAUUCUGAAUCAUCUGCAAACUGACAUCUUUGCGGUCAUGUCAAGAAUCUUAACGCGAACUCUUCCUUCAUUGUCUUUAAGUGAAGGAACAGAAGAAUUGUUUGGUCAAUGUUGCAAAGAAAGCCUGAACAUAUUUCAGACUGUUUGUAAGAAACUUGGAAUAGACCACAGUUCAGACGUUUCAUGCCAUGAUGAAUUAACUGUACUUUCUGGUAUCAGGUUCAUUUUCGUUAAGAACCCAGAGUUUGCUGAAUUGCAGACCUUUGAGUUUGCCACCCAAAGAUUAAAAAAGUUCAAAGAAGGGGGUCAGUUGGAAACUGUAAGACAUCUGCAGUGGUAA
Messenger RNA from Porites evermanni, 3517 nucleotides. Lineage: Eukaryota; Metazoa; Cnidaria; Anthozoa; Scleractinia; Poritidae. The record is from the annotation of a GenBank genome assembly.